CCAAGGAUGUUUUCCGAACAGGCUGAUUUAAACUACAGCUUUAACAUGAGCGAGGAAGACCGGUUAACUCUUCUGGAUGAGGACUGGAGCGACCCACCGGUGGAGACGCUCUCUCGGGCGGGCUUCAUCGCCCUGUCCGUGGUCCUGGGAUUCAUCAUGACUUUCGGCUUUCUCAAUAACUUUAUCGUCUUAGUCCUCUUCUGUAGGUUUAAGACACUUCGGACCCCGGUUAACAUGCUUCUUUUGAACAUCAGCGUCAGUGACAUGCUGGUGUGCGUGUUCGGGACGACCAUGAGCUUCGCGUCCAGUGUGCGGGGACGGUGGCUGCUCGGGCGGCACGGAUGUAUGUGGUACGGCUUUAUCAACUCCUGCUUCGGCAUCGUGUCUCUGAUAUCCUUGGUGGUUCUUUCCUACGACCGCUACAGUACAUUGACAGUGUAUCAUAAACGCAGUCCUGAUUAUCGCAAACCUCUGCUGGCAGUAGGGGGUUCCUGGCUGUACUCUUUGAUCUGGACAGUGCCACCCCUUCUGGGCUGGAGUAGUUAUGGGCUGGAGGGAGCGGGAACAAGCUGCUCUGUGUCAUGGACCCAGCGUACAACCCAGUCCCAUGCCUACAUCAUCUGCUUGUUUAUAUUCUGCCUGGGCCUUCCAGUGCUCAUCAUGGUCUACUGCUAUGGGAGACUGCUGCAUGCCGUCAAGCAGGUAGGGAAGAUUCGCAAGACGGCAGCCCGCAAAAGAGAAUACCAUGUUUUAUUUAUGGUUAUCACCACCGUGGUGUGUUACCUUUUGUGCUGGAUGCCAUACGGCAUUGUGGCCAUGAUGGCCACAUUUGGCCGGCCAGGAAUUAUUUCACCUGUUGCCAGUGUGGUGCCCUCUCUACUUGCCAAGAGCAGCACAGUCAUUAACCCUUUAAUAUACAUCCUCAUGAACAAACAGUUCUACAGGUGUUUCCUAAUGAUGUUCUGCUGUCAGAGGUGGUCAGUGCAGAAUGGUCAUUCCAUGCCCUCAAAGACCACGGUCAUCCAGCUUCAUCGUAGAGUCUACAGCAACACAGUAGCCUGCACUGCCCAGAUCUCCACUGGGAUCCACAACCAUGACUGCAGUACUCCUGCCACAGAAAGAACCAACCCCCCAGAGAUCAGCCCCUAAACUGGGCCAUCACAGCCCAGCAGCCCCUGCAAAAACAAUACUGCCACUGUUGUUCCACUGCCGCUCUGUGCAAAUCAGGGUUCCCACAUCAUCUGUUCAAUGCAUUUUCAUGAUUGUACCAAGACUUCACCACAGGAUUCCCUCACCUUUUGAACAAAGAAUGUCAAUGACCUUUCCACGACUCUUUCAGUUGUUUGCGAUUACUGGAUAAGGAUUUUUAAAUAUCAUUUCAUAGAGUUUGCACUCUUUCUAGUUUGCACCCUUUCUAGCAAUUUCUAGCUAAUGACAAAUUUUAGAUCCAAGCAAAACUAGAACAAAUUAAACUGUCUUGAAAUUUCCAUGACCUUCCAGGAUUUCAUGAAUUUUGAUGACUUUGCCAGGCCUGGAAAAAAGACCAUUAUAAAAUUUCCUGAUAUUUCCAUGACCCUGGGAACCUUGGCAUGUGCAUUUGCUCUUUGCUGCCAUGUCAUCAUGAUGAUUUAGAGCAUGUGGAUGAUGGUCAAUCUUUGCCUGCUUUACUGAAUAUAGCUCUGUCAUUCAACUCUUGUCUUUUGUCUUGACCUUGUUCACUACUUCUCUUUCAACAAGGGCUUUAAUUUACUUUUCACAGUAAAAAGUAAAUGUGCUUUUUUCACUCUCUUUCUUUCUUUCUCCUUCUUUCUUUGCGGGCUAUAACAACUGCAGCAGAACACAAAUUGUCCAAAGCUUAGGAGCAUUUUAUGUUAAACACUUUGAAGAAUGUCAUAAGCAUAUAGUUUCAUGUCAGGCUGCUAUGAACACGGAUAGACUGAGCUGUUCAAUGUG
Molecule: messenger RNA, 1953 nt
Organism: Myxocyprinus asiaticus (Chinese sucker)
Lineage: Eukaryota; Metazoa; Chordata; Actinopteri; Cypriniformes; Catostomidae
Product: vertebrate ancient opsin-like
Exons: 4
Coding region: 7-1149 (380 amino acids)
Biological process (GO): G protein-coupled receptor signaling pathway; visual perception
Cellular component (GO): membrane; photoreceptor outer segment
Molecular function (GO): G protein-coupled receptor activity
Source: RefSeq, a predicted model, not a curated record